Cantharellus anzutake is the source of this 858-nucleotide messenger RNA. RefSeq lists its product as uncharacterized. Lineage: Eukaryota; Fungi; Basidiomycota; Agaricomycetes; Cantharellales; Hydnaceae. The record is from RefSeq and is a predicted model, not a curated record. The coding region runs from base 1 to 528 and encodes 175 amino acids. The transcript is spliced from 6 exons.
AUGUUGAGAUUUUAUUCUUCUAUCAAUGCGUUGGGAAGUAGUCAAAGUAGUGUACACGUAGCGGCCAAUCUUAUUCAGCGAUGGGUGGGCCACGACCAAGUGGCACAGUGUCGGCCCACAAGCGGCACUGGAACAACCCCACCGAAUGGAUCGAGGCCUCGUGGGAUGCUUGCAGCGCGCAGGUACAGUGGAGCCUUUCAAGGCGCUGUCCAGAGACCAAAAGGAAAAUAUAUUGGCCGAUCGCGCCUCUACGAUGAGGGAUGGGACGACCAUGACGAGACACUAGGGAUGCCAGCCUGCGCUGAAAUCGCUACUUAUGGGGGCCAAUUUAUUCACCGACGGGUAGUCACCCCGACUAGUGGCGACCGGAGCAUGAUCGAAUAUGACGCGGCACAACAAGUAGAACAAGUAUUGGUUCCACAAGCGCCACGAAAACAGCUUCACCGCCAACUUGAAUGGGUCGAGGCGACAUGGGAUGGUCGCGACACGCGUACAGUGGGGCCCUGGAGCUUUCAGGGCGCAGUCUAGAGAGCGGCGCUUGAUCAAAAGGAAAGGGAAGUUGAGGUUGGGUUCCAGAAAACGAUAGCUGAAAAAUGACAAGCUUUGACGCACAGCCGACACCCACUCGCCUGCAUCCUAAGAGCUCAAUUAAAAGCUAAUCGCUCUCCUUGAGGAACGGGAUGACCGUCGUGGGACCACAGCGGCGCUUACCGUGGGCCAGCGAUCGCUGCAACUCGUGCCUGAUUACGACUUACAUAUGAGGUCCUAUAAGUCAGCAAGCAGGGGUCAUACUAAUUCUCUCGCUGUCAUAACCAGUCUGGGUCAUGCCAACGCGCAUGCUAGAAUUCGCGGUUGACA